Molecule: messenger RNA, 2224 nt
Organism: Penaeus indicus
Lineage: Eukaryota; Metazoa; Arthropoda; Malacostraca; Decapoda; Penaeidae
Exons: 6
Coding region: 349-1185 (278 amino acids)
Source: RefSeq, a predicted model, not a curated record
UAAGGAUAGGUUAAGAGACGAGCCUUGUUGCUUUGCAGAAUAACACUGAAUUGAAUGCAGUUAGGAAUACCAAAUAAGGAGGCAAAGAUAGAGAAAAUAAUAGAAAAUGAAGGAAUAAAUGAGCAGACAAAUGAAAGAUAAAGUGAGUAAGUAAGUAGAGGAUGGAUGACUAAAAGGAACGAGAAGUGAGCCCUGGAACAGCGCCUUGGGAGAGCUCCUCCUGCGCCCAGUGUAAACAACGGCGACGCUCCCAGGAGGCAGAGCGCUUGGCAAGGAGCUAUCUGUGGACAUACACUCCCGUGUCCUUUGAAACUGUAAUACGAAGUAAAGCAAUCUAUUUCAUUUAAGAUGGACCAACUGCCUCAGCACAUUCAUGGCUCCAGCACAGACAAGUCAAAGUUUUUUAAGUCCAAUGUCUUAGGAACUUUGGCCGGCUUCCUCAUACCUGUCCUGCUACCAUUCUUUCACCUGGGGAUCAUCUCGCACCUGUGGGAUGAGUUCAACUACAAAGUGGACCGCAAGGGUUGUUCUUGCUCAUGCUGGGACACCAUCUUCAAAGGUAUCUAUGAACGAGGUCCAUCUGGCUAUAAGCAUAUCUACUUCAACAUCACAUCCAAUACCUUCAAAAUCUGGAUGGUGACUGUCCUCUCCAUUCUUUUGAUUUAUGAGUCAGUCAAGAGGACCCUGCAGCUCCAUUUUUCUGGUCAGCUGCGUAAAUCAAUGUUGGUGCUGCUUAUAGCUAGCGUGUAUCCGCAUUAUUACUCGUGGUGGUCGUACUUUAACUACUGGAAUGAUGAUUUCUAUAGACAGUGGAAUCAUCAGCUCUUCUUCUCGAUUACAGAACUCAUCUCUACUCUGGCAGUAGUUUACCUGCUAGACAAGAACAUUCCAAUAACAGCAAGAAGUACUCUCAUAAUCAUAGACAUCGCCAUUUUACAUAUCAUGUCUUCGAGCUUCGAUCAGUUUGUUACAAACGUUAUAAAUGGGAAUGGCAUGCUGCAUCAGGUUCUGCGUGACAUCUUCUUCAUGAUUCCUGACAUACUGCAUGUGACCCUACCAUUACUUGAGCUUAAGAAGCUGGCCCGUUCACGCAAUGUACCAACAGCCUAUGUCAUAUCUAACCGGGAGUUCUUCUGUUCAGUGUCACUUGUGAUCUUUGGCUGGUUUGUCUGUCUGAUUCUUUAAAAAGUAAGGUAUGCAUUAUACCAGUUGCCCUGACAUUUUGAUGGGUUGGGAUAAAUAAAAUUCUUGUAUUGAUAUCUGGUCAACUGUAGGAUCUUUUUUUCUUAGUAUGUGGAUGUUGUUUUAUAUUAAUCUACACGCACAUGCACACACGCGCACGCAUACUGACGUGUACCCAAACACAAAUAUUGAGAGAUAGACACAAACACAUAUCAAAAGACAUGUCCUUUCUCACAUUCACUUUUAUAAGUAAAGGGUUUUUCUUCCCUAACUGUAUCAGUGUUUCAUCUAAUGUUUGUAAGAGAACUAUUUUCUCCUUCAGGACUGCCUCAUCUUUAUCUUAUUUAAUUUUUCCUUUUUAUGUUAACUAUAUAUUGAUUAACACAUCAUUAACCCAUUCGCCCCGGAUUUAUGUUCUGUCCCCUGUAGUUUUUGGUGAAUUUUGUUACAUACAGAUGGCUCCACAUGUGCUCAACCGGCAAGGAGUCUAUCAGUAGGCCCUAGUUACCGACCCUGAUUUUCCCAUUUAUUGAAUUGGCAGGAAAAUUAAUACCAUUGCUAUCGAUAUUGUUAUUAUUGUUAUUGAUGUUAUGAUUAUUAAAUUGUCAUUAGAAUAUUUUAGACAAUGAAAUGAUACAAAAAACCCCUUUCCUAAAGUGAAGGAAAAGGAUAAACAGGUAGUUCUUGAUAACUGGCUAUUUGGUGAUUAAGAACUUAUGGAGCCAUCUAUGUGUAAAUACAAUAAAUAUAAGUGUAUCAAAGUGGGUAUGGCAUCUAUUCUUGCCAUGUGGGGCGAAUGGGUUAACUUGUCAUUUUUACUGUUGUUAAUGGCUUGAUUUUCUAAUUGUUAUCUCUUUAAUACAAUUAUUUAAGCAGCUAGAAUCAGCUGCUUUUAGCAGGCAUGUUCACUUGCUGGUGUUAAGUGAUUAAGUGUUCAUUUUUACUCAUAUUUAUGUUGUUCAGGCUCAUGAGAGUCUUUUAAUGUGUGUCUGUAGUUUAGAGUGAGCAACCUUGUGCUGGUUCUAUUAAAAUUAAAAUUAAA